AGCGUGUUUGGUCCUUUAACAAGCUGUUCACGAUAAUGUCUUUCAGGUGCCACGUAUAUGUGCAAUGGUUUAGAUAAAUAAGUAUAUAUAUAUAUAUAUAUACAUAUAUAUUAUAGAGUAUAGAAAAGACCUAGUUGGGCAAAGCUGCCUCCAUACCUUCUUAAUACAUGCACACGUCAGGAUUAGAGGCUUAUACACACAUCUGCACAUUGUACCUGUCCAAAGUUACACACAAUGAUAGAAGCCCACGCAGUCUUGCAGGGUGGGCGACAAGCCUACUUCGCCGGGGAACGGAUAUGCUUACACAUCUCCUUCAAGAACACCCAUGUUGAACGCGAUGAAACCAUUCUAUGGGCAAGUGCACAACUGUACUGUGUGCAGUCGUUGGCAAAGCGCUAUGUAAACGUAGAUGCGGCUUCGCAUGCAUACAAACCAUCGUCUUCAUCUCAAUCCUCGAAGUUAAACACCACAUCCACCAGCUCAAUCACCACCAACUCACACAAACACAAACUACAAUCCCAAACGUCGCUCGCCAUACGAGAAGCACACAUGGGCACCCGCCUCCACGCACAGACCCAGUCUGGCGCACACACGGUAGCCCUAAGUGCACCAUACACUCUGCCACAGGCCAUCCUCUGCUGCGACGUUAGCUUAAGCCCGUCUUCCAGCAGUGGGACGUAUUGCUAUGUAGCACAGAUCCCCAUGAAUACCUGUGCAUCUAACUCGGGUGUGGCGGUGCGGGUACAACACAGAGUGGCCGUGUCCUUUCAACGCAUGAACGGCACCACCGCCCAGCUCAUAGUGCCUGUGCGCGUGUUUGUGCUGCCCGAGAGGGUGCGAGAGUGGGUGCGGCAGUUUGGGCUCUCACAGAUCCCAUCCACCCACAGCCACCUGUACGCGCUAAACACGAAAGUGUAUACGAGAGGGGGUGGUACUAGUCCAGGGGGUGAUAAGGCAGCCACCCUAGUCGAUGGGAAGGAGGGCCCACCCACACAGCAGAACGGCCGGCACACCAGCGCUGUGGGGGAGGGUUGGUGUAGCAGUGACGACGAGAGGGAUAGGCUAGAGACGGGCUUAGACAUGUCGCAAGACGACCAACAGGUAUGGAUGGACGUGAUACCUGCACUCGACAUGCUGAGUGAGCACGUGGCAGGCAUUGGAUCGUUUGACGAUACCGAGGGGAUCUUCCAGAAGGUCAUCACCCGCGCCAAGAGCAGGCUUAGGGCGAGAGACCUAGCGUACAUGCAGCAGCAGCAGCAGCUGGCACAGCAGACUGUGGAGGAUGACGACGGCGUGGAUGGGGCGGACAGCGGUGCGGGGGCCAUAGCCUCGGCUGAGGAAGCACGUGGGUAUGAACUAAACCGGGAUGAACAUAAUUUAAACCGCGACGGCAAGCGGGAUUGUGGGACCAGCACGAACGGUGCACUUGCUGAAGGCGAUGGGAUUAUAUGGAAGAGCAAUACAGCAUUGAGCGGAGGGGCGCGUGUGGAUGUGGCCAUGCAAGAUAGUACUACAGGCCAAAGUGAGAGGCGAACACCACCACUAACACACACCAGCACACACCCACCCCCACCCACGUGCACCCAGACGCACUUGCACACCGACACCAUCACGUGCGUAUCACACACGGGAGAUGUGAGCGUAGGGCUGUGGGUAGAGAAGGAGAACGUGCGGUGGCUUAAGCACACGCUGCAACGCUUGCACGCAUAUGUGUCGAGCGAAAGGCGCACAAGGCGAUACAGAAUAGGCGGCAGUGACUCGCGCGUGGGGGUUUUCACGCUGUUCAAACCAAGCUACUGUAUCGGAGAGGAGGUGACGGGCGAGUUUGACUUCAGCGACGCCACGCUGUCUACAUAUAUGGUUAAAGUAUCACUCGAGGCCACUGAACUGGUGCGUGCACCGCUAGAAAACAACGGACAGCCCAAACCACAGACAACGCACUACUCCACCCAAUGGGUCCACACCCACAAUGUGCUGCGCUCACCCCUGCGGCUAUCAGUGCCACUCUCCGUGUCACCAUCCUAUGCUUCGGAAUUGGAUACGGUGAUCUCGGACAAUGGGAAUACAAUCACACACACCGCCCCUCAAUCGCUGGACGUGUGCACCUUCACAUGGCGUCUGCCGCUACAGGUUCUGCCGUCUAAUCCACUGAACUUCAAUGAGAUCAAACGGCCCGCCGUGAAGCUCUUUUGA
This is a messenger RNA of Sphaeroforma arctica JP610, 2193 nucleotides long. RefSeq lists its product as hypothetical. The transcript has 3 exons. Bases 235 to 2193 code for a protein of 652 amino acids. The record is from RefSeq and is a predicted model, not a curated record. Gene Ontology annotation, cellular component: Golgi membrane; Ric1-Rgp1 guanyl-nucleotide exchange factor complex. Gene Ontology annotation, biological process: retrograde transport, endosome to Golgi. NCBI's taxonomy places the organism in Eukaryota, Ichthyosporea, Ichthyophonida.